Messenger RNA from Sarcophilus harrisii (Tasmanian devil), 3907 nucleotides. RefSeq names its product CDP-diacylglycerol synthase 1 (gene CDS1). Gene Ontology annotation, cellular component: endoplasmic reticulum membrane. The record is from RefSeq and is a predicted model, not a curated record. Bases 49 to 1458 code for a protein of 469 amino acids. Gene Ontology annotation, molecular function: phosphatidate cytidylyltransferase activity. The transcript has 13 exons. NCBI's taxonomy places the organism in Eukaryota, Metazoa, Chordata, Mammalia, Dasyuromorphia, Dasyuridae.
GCGGCGGCCGGGAGGGUGCGGGAGCCAGGUGUCCGGGCGGACGGUGACAUGGGCGAGAGAGAGAGAAAAAUAUUAGAGCUGAGGCAUCGGGCGGGCGGCGGCCUCGGCCCGGGGGCGGCGGCGGCGGCGGCGGCCCGCGAAGGAGACGGCGCUGGCGGCGACCACGAAGCCGAGAGCACCAGCGACAAGGAAACUGAUAUUGAUGAUAAAUAUGGAGAUUUAGAUUCCAGAACUGAUUCUGACAUUCCAGAAGUUCCACCAUCCUCAGACAGAACCCCUGAAGUGCUUAAGAAAGCUCUGUCUGGUUUAUCUGCAAGAUGGAAAAAUUGGUGGAUUCGUGGAAUUCUUACUCUGACUAUGAUUUCAUUAUUUUUCCUGAUCAUCUACAUGGGAUCAUUUAUGUUGAUGCUUCUUGUGUUGGGCAUCCAAGUGAAAUGCUUCCAUGAAAUUAUUACCAUAGGCUACAGAGUCUAUCGUUCUUAUGAGCUACCAUGGUUUAGAACACUAAGCUGGUAUUUUUUACUGUGUGUCAACUACUUUUUCUAUGGAGAGACUGUAGCAGAUUAUUUUGCUACAUUUGUUCAAAGAGAAGAGCAACUUCAGUUCCUUAUUCGCUACCAUCGAUUUAUAUCAUUUGCGCUAUAUCUGGCAGGUUUCUGCAUGUUUGUACUGAGCUUAGUGAAGAAACAUUAUCGUCUUCAGUUUUACAUGUUUGCAUGGACUCAUGUCACCUUGCUGAUAACUGUAACUCAGUCUCAUCUUGUCAUCCAAAAUCUGUUCGAAGGCAUGAUAUGGUUUCUUGUUCCAAUCUCAAGUGUUAUCUGCAAUGACAUUACAGCCUACCUUUUUGGAUUCUUCUUUGGGAGAACUCCCUUAAUUAAGCUAUCUCCUAAAAAGACUUGGGAAGGAUUCAUUGGAGGAUUCUUUUCCACAGUUAUUUUUGGAUUCAUUGCUGCCUACUUUUUAGCAAAGUACCAGUACUUUGUUUGUCCAGUAGAGUACAGAAGUGAAGUGAAUUCAUUUGUAACAGAGUGUGAACCAUCAGAACUUUUCCAGCUUCAGACUUACUCCGUUCCUCCCUUAUUGAAAGGAGUAUUGAGAUGGGAUACAGUAAGCUUGUAUCCAUUCCAGAUACAUAGCAUUGCACUUUCAACGUUUGCAUCUUUAAUUGGUCCGUUUGGAGGUUUUUUUGCUAGUGGAUUCAAAAGGGCUUUUAAAAUUAAGGAUUUUGCAAACACCAUUCCUGGACAUGGAGGAAUAAUGGACAGAUUUGACUGUCAGUAUUUGAUGGCAACUUUUGUGCACGUAUAUAUCACCAGUUUCAUAAGGGGUCCAAAUCCCAGCAAAGUACUUCAGCAACUAUUAGUGCUUCAGCCAGAGCAACAGCUAAAUAUCUACAAAACCCUGAAAUCUCAUCUCAUUGAGAAAGGACUCCUCCAGCCGGCCCUGAAGUUAUAGCUGGAUCCAUGAGGAACUUUAAGCAUAUCUAUAGAAAAGCACUGACAUAUUUUGCACCUGUCUAGAAAAAAAUGAUUUAAUAUGCAGUAAAUUGAGGUUUUAAAGUCAUGAAUGUUACUUCUCUAAAAUUACUGUGAAUAUUUAAUAAACAUUUGAUCCAAGUAUGAAAUAUGUAACAAAUUGCCUGCAAAAUAUCCUGUAUUUUUUCUAGUGUAUCUCAUGAUAUUGACAAGUCAUCCCAUUCCUUAUAUGCAGGGCUCCAAAAUAGAAGAUCUCAACAUACUCUCAAAUGUAUAAAUUAAGGAAAUAUUAAGGUUGUACCAGAUAUUUUCCUUGCCCAAGAAUUUGCCCAUACAAUUCAAAACAGCCUUUUUAGCUAAAGGUUUUAUAGUGGAGUAGAAAAUUAAUUUGGCCAUGUUUUAUUCUGAAAUAUUUUCUCAAGAAUAACUGUUACUAAUAAUGAAUAUAUUUAGAAUACGUCAAGAAAAUAAAAUCAUUUGUUAGGCAAAAAGAUAUUUUUUAAGAUGAGGGUAAGAUAAAGAGGUUAAUAUAUGUCCUAUCAGACAAAUGGCCAGCAUUUAACUCUUUCUAAUCAAAUUGUGUGUAAUGUUCUCUAAUCAGUGAGACUCAAGAAAAAUAUGAAAAACAUUCUAUUUUUCCUGAAGUGCCCACUGUCACAAAUACUCUUUUGGGGGAAAAUGGAUUUAGAACAAUCAUAGGACCUAAACAAAAAUCAGAGCUUAGCUAAUUGACCCUGGCAGAAUAUUUGCAGGACAAUUUAGGGCUGAAGUCCUUUUCCUUCCUCAACUAUAUUAAGUUUUUCAAAAAUACUGACUUCAUGCUGUGGCAUCAGAGAGGGCUGCUUCUGCACCAUUUACUUAGAUCAUGAUGCAUAUUUAAAGUAAAGAGGCUUCAGACCAAGAACAGAAAACCCAAGAAGGCCAAGCCUUGCUUUGGUGUACUGGAGACCUGACCCUAAUUACAAAUCAUGAAUGGAUCUAAAAAAAACUUAAGAUGUGGAAAAUCUCUCCCUAUUUAUUUAAUUUACUGUUUGGAGCUAACACUUCAAGAAAUUUAGUGCAGCUGGAUAAAAUCAUGUAGGGAAUGAAUAACAUGUAUAUGUAAAGAAUAAUAUACUAAUAACAGUAAAUAUUUUUGUUUACAUCAGGAUUAAAUUUCAAUCAUUUUUGAAAAUGUAAAGUAAGAAGUUAUGUUUAGCUUUAGGCAUUAUGUAAGUAUCUUGUAAAUAGCCUAAUCAUAUGCUUUCUGCUUCCUAGAAAGAAAUGGUUGAAUGGAGAGAAUUCUACUACUUAGUGCUACAUUCAUUAGGUUAUUAUUUAUUAUUAUUGAAUGAGUACAGUUGGCAAUAUUUUGUUGUGCUUUUCAGUAAAAAUCUAGAAAUGACAUUGAAAAUUCUUUGAUAACAAAAUAAGUUUCAGAAUUGGGCUGCUAGCCAUUUGUCUGAUUUUUCUCUAUUUGUCCCAUCAAUCACUAAUAGCAAAAAAGUAAAAGCACUUUGGGUAUAUGUAAACAUGCAUAUGUGUUAGACUUGAUAAAGUAUAUCUAUCUAUAUAUAUGUAUAUAUGUAUGUGUGUAUGUGUAUUAGGAAGCUUAUUAGGUAUGUUUUAAUUGGUUGUCUCAUACAUACAUGUGUGCAUAUUUGUAUAAAAAACUAAAUUGGGAAAAAUCUAAGAGGUCAUUAAAUAAUUGCUAGAUAUUAUGAAACAAUUAGAAGAGAAUCUAAGGAAGUAGAUAUCUUGUAAACAUUGAAAUGUAUUAUAAAAUAUAAAUCUAUAAUGGCCUUUUAGAGUUACAGCUAUAACUUCAAAUUGGGUGUACAUUCUAUAUGUAAAAACAGUCUUAAUUUUUAUUUCAACAGAGCUAUAAAGAUUUCACUUUUUUUAGAGUAAUUUUAUAGCAUGUAUCUUAAAAUAGAGUCUAUUUUAACAAAUGCAACCUACUCAAGUGGAUCAUUUUUAUAUUUACACUGUGAAGAAAUAAAUAUUUCAAGAUAUUAAUUGUGAUGGUAAGAACAAAGCCAGGAUCUUCCUUUAUAGCUAUAAUAAUGGGCAAUUAUUCUGAAUUUACUUUUUUUUUUUUUUUUAAUAUUCUAGUUAUUGGUUUCUGCUCUUAUGUUUGCUGGUUUGCUUUUUAAUCUGUGGAAGGCAGAAACCUUUUAUUUCCUCCUAAUGAUUUUUUUUCUCCUGUUGGUUCAUAGGUAUGUGUUUCCUAUUUAAGAAAGCAGUCAGUAGAAGGCAAAAAAGAAACAAAAACCCCUGCUUUUUCAUAGCUUCUUUUCAUUUACAUUUUGGUUUUUAUAAGGAUGUCAUCCCAUAUAGAAACAAUGUAGAUACUGUAUUCAGGUGCCAGUUUAUUACUUGUGUUCUAAUUGGUUGCCUAAAUCUUCCACUAAAGCUGGGUUGAGGGAGAAAUAAAAGUUAAAACUGCA